GGCAGGGCAGCAGACCCCGCCUCCCCUUGCAGUCCUCAACCAGGUCGGACCGCCGUCAAUAUACACAGGCGCGGGGGUUCUCUGGGCUCAUUGCUCGGGGUGGUCUCAGAGCGCAACCAUGUCUGGCAGGGGCAAGGGCGGCAAAGGGCUCGGCAAGGGCGGCGCCAAGCGGCACCGCAAGGUGCUGCGCGACAACAUCCAGGGCAUCACCAAGCCGGCCAUCCGCCGCCUGGCGCGGCGCGGCGGCGUCAAGCGCAUCUCGGGGCUCAUCUACGAGGAGACGCGCGGCGUGCUCAAGGUCUUCCUGGAGAACGUCAUCCGCGACGCCGUCACCUACACGGAGCACGCCAAGAGGAAGACGGUCACGGCCAUGGACGUGGUCUACGCCCUCAAGCGCCAGGGCCGCACUCUCUACGGCUUCGGCGGCUAAACUCAGUUCCUGUUAUCCUUAAGCGCUUCUACAACAAAAGGCUCUUUUAAGAGCCACCCACAAAU
This is a messenger RNA of Passer domesticus (house sparrow), 495 nucleotides long. Its product is annotated as histone H4. The transcript has a single exon. Gene Ontology annotation, cellular component: nucleosome. NCBI's taxonomy places the organism in Eukaryota, Metazoa, Chordata, Aves, Passeriformes, Passeridae. Gene Ontology annotation, molecular function: structural constituent of chromatin; protein heterodimerization activity; DNA binding. The coding region runs from base 119 to 430 and encodes 103 amino acids. The record is from RefSeq and is a predicted model, not a curated record. Gene Ontology annotation, biological process: nucleosome assembly.